GGUGUCCCCGGUGUCCUCGGUGUCCUCGGUGUCCCCGGUGUCCCGGUGUCCCCGGCCGGGUCCCCCCGUGCGCUGCAGACGCUGCGGGUGACGCAGGAGCGGCCGCAGGUGCUGCACCUGCAGCUGCACCGGCCCAGCAAGCGCAACGCGCUCAACCUGCAGUGCUGGAGGGAGCUGGUGCAGGCGUUCCAGGACAUCUCUGAGGACCCCUCGCCGCCGCCGCCGCUCCGGGGCGGCAGCUUCACCGCCGGGAUCGACCUGGCCGACCUGGGCUCGGUGCUGGCGCAGCUGCCGCAGGAGGACGCCGCCCGCCGGGCCUGGGCGCUGCGCCGGCGCAUCCUGGAGCUGCAGGAGAGCUUGGUCAUGGAGAAGUGCCCCAAACCCGUGAUCGCCGCCGUGCACGGGCCCUGCAUCGGAGCCGGUGUGGAUCUGAUCUCGGCCUGUGACAUUCGCUUCUGCUCCCAGGACGCCUCGUUCCAGGUCAAGGAGGUGGACAUGGGGCUGGCGGCAGACGUGGGGACCCUGCAGCGCCUCCCCAAAAUCGUGGGGAGCCAGAGCCUGGUGAACGAGCUGGCGCUCACCGCCCGCGUCAUGAGAGCCCCCGAGGCGCUGAGCUGCGGCCUCGUCAGCCGGGUGCUGCCCGACAAGGAGACGCUGCUGGGUGCGCUGGGCGUGGCCUCGGCCAUCGCCGCCCGCAGCCCCGUGGCCGUGCAGGGCACGAAAAUCAACCUGGUGUACGCUCGGGACCGGCCGGUCAGCGAGGGGCUGCAGCACGCGGCCACCUGGAACAUGGCCAUGCUGCAGACCGAGGACAUCCCCAAGUCGGUGCAGGCGGCGCUGGACAAGAAGGGACCCGAGGACGUCCCGUUCGCCAAGCUCUGAUGUCACCUCAGUGUCACCUCAGUGCCACCAGUGCCACCAGUGUCCCCCAUGUCCCGUUCGCCAAGCUCUGAUGUCACCUCAGUGUCCCCAAUGUCCCCAGCAUCCCCAGUGUCCCCUUCUCCCCCCACCCCGCUGUCCCCUCGGUGUCCCCAACGUCCCCGGGGCCACCUCAGUGUCCCCAAUAAAUCCCGUUGUCCCCACAGGUCCUGGGCCUGUCCCUGAGUGUCCCCCAGGUGCCACCAGGGGGUUCCUCUGUCCCCGAGGUGCCACCCGGCUCUGGGGGACAUUCCCAAAGACCUCGGGGUU
Camarhynchus parvulus is the source of this 1188-nucleotide messenger RNA. RefSeq names its product enoyl-CoA hydratase 1 (gene ECH1). The record is from RefSeq and is a predicted model, not a curated record. Gene Ontology annotation, cellular component: mitochondrion. NCBI's taxonomy places the organism in Eukaryota, Metazoa, Chordata, Aves, Passeriformes, Thraupidae. Gene Ontology annotation, molecular function: delta(3,5)-delta(2,4)-dienoyl-CoA isomerase activity.